Messenger RNA from Kuraishia capsulata CBS 1993, 1851 nucleotides. RefSeq lists its product as uncharacterized. The coding region runs from base 1 to 1851 and encodes 616 amino acids. The transcript has a single exon. The record is from RefSeq and is a predicted model, not a curated record. NCBI's taxonomy places the organism in Eukaryota, Fungi, Ascomycota, Pichiomycetes, Pichiales, Pichiaceae.
AUGUAUGGAUUCAUCAAAUCUGCAGUUUGUUUUCUGCAGUAUAUUUCCUUGGUAAAUGCAGCCGAAAAACGGCUUAAUCUGACCGCAGGACAGGCCAUUUGGAACUGCAAUGGUGGUGGAUACGCCGACAAUCCUGCUUUGUAUUGGACUAGCAGUCUCAUGGAUUCUUCUGUACACAUCCGGGCAGUAACACCUAUCAAUGGAAGACAAUCUUGUGAAUGGAAUUUGGAUGUUGCCGCAAUCAGCACACCCGACUUGGACGUUGCCAUAAUCAGAAGAUCCGACAUAGAAGUGAGUGGGUAUACCCGCAUGUCACAGUGCCCUUAUGGAGGGACUAGACACGACUGUUAUGACAGUGUUUUUUUCGACAAAAGGUUCGACAAGCUCAUUACUGAAAAACUCAACUCGAGUUCUAUUGAAUUAUUCCAGCUGUCUAGUGAAAGCAGUGAUACUGUUUUCACGCAUUUUGUUGAUCCUACGGUAAACUAUUGCGUCAUCAUUACUUUGAACACUGCUGAUAAGGAAUGUGAAGUGUUAGUCGAUGUAGACUGGCAAACCUCUUACGAUCGGUUGAAAGAAGAAGAUUUUCCUCGCACAUACUCAAACGUGUUUUGCGGUCUGGUGCUUCUCGUUGGUUCCGCAGUUUACUACCAUUACGUUUUUGAUAAGGAGAGCUUGGCAACGAUUGAGUACAAAACUGACGUCGACUGGACAGCCCAGCUCAAGAGCAAAGAGAUACAGGUAAGGAUUCUGAUUCACAUGGUUGCAUUUUCUUGUGAUAGGCUUGCAAAUGCCAAUGAACUGAUUUGGGCACAUAUGCUUGGGUAUCCUAACGCUAGCUUUGCCGUGGAGUUGAUGAACCACGUAGAGGGCGUUACUGCAAUGGUUGAGAUUGGCUGGAAUGCUUAUAACAGAUUUUUAUUCUCAGCCGGUUAUUUGCUUAUACCGAAUUCGGCAACCGGCUGGCAACUCAGUUUCAUCAGGUUCUUAACUUUAUGGCAUAUUGCCUUCAUACUGGUAUUCAUCUUCGGAAUAGACGCCGACGGCUUUGGUUCCUUCUUCACUGACAAAGCAUUGUCAAUGUUGUGCCUAGGGAUACAGCUCAGUGUUAUAUACAUGAUUUACCGUUCCAUUAAGACCUACUUUCGGUUACGCUCAGCUGCAGGUGGUGAUACGACGCGCCGGUACUUGAUGACCUUGUCGUUGUUCUUCUUGGAGACGUUUGCUCGUGAGAUUGAACCUUUUUUGCUGGAUGAGGAUUUUUUGCAUAAAGGUAAUGGUAGUUUGCUCAUGUCGGUCAAAGGCGUGAUCGUUUUAUUUGUUACAGCGUACAUAUGGAAAGAUGAGGUAAUUGGGCCAGAGAAGUCGUGGGUGUGGAACUGGUUUGUACAGGACGAUCUAGAUCUCGAUGUGGCCAUAUGUGACCAAUGUGGCCAAAGUAUUCACACUUUAGCCGGCGAGAAAGGUUCAACCAAGAUGCUGACUGAGCAUCUGGGGAUGCAUCAGAUUGACGAGGCGACGGCGAACCCAAAGGCCAAUGUUGACAAUUCUGUUAUGGAAAACAGUGCUCAGCUUCCCCAAAAAUCAAACUUAACACAAGGUGGCUAUGCAUCUCUGCCGCAGCAUAUUUUGAGCGAAUUUGAGACUGCGCCUUACACCGGUGUGAAGUUUCACCGGGAGGUUAUGAAAUUUUUGGCUGAGAAUAAGCUGCCCAUCACAGUGGCAAGGUCGCCUACUUUCAGGCAAAUCGUGUUUACUUUGCGUCCCGAAUCAAUACUUGAUUUGGAUGAUCUUGACAAUAUCUAUAGUUCGUUCGUCGACGUUUUCCAGAUGACACCGGCUGAGGAGUGA